Molecule: messenger RNA, 1777 nt
Organism: Chiloscyllium plagiosum (whitespotted bambooshark)
Lineage: Eukaryota; Metazoa; Chordata; Chondrichthyes; Orectolobiformes; Hemiscylliidae
Biological process (GO): regulation of transcription by RNA polymerase II
Molecular function (GO): DNA-binding transcription factor activity; RNA polymerase II cis-regulatory region sequence-specific DNA binding
Source: RefSeq, a predicted model, not a curated record
AACGAAGAAGACCCGGAAGCAUUCUCCCGGGCUGAGGCUCCUCCCCCUUCCCCUGUGUGCAGCUUCAGGGAGCACGAGCCCCCCCAUCCUGCUGCAGCAACUGGACGGGGAGCAGAGUCUUGUCCAGGACAGGAGACAGAUGCUGGACGGUGAAGACUUGCUGACAGAGAUCACCAAACGAACAUUACGUACAGUCAGUGAGUGCAUUAAUCAGGACCUCGAUAACCAUACACAGAGAAAUGUCCAUUUGUUUUACCUACACCGAAGGUUUAAAUGAUCAGUCUGGACUGGGAAAGCUCGGAGACACAUCCUCCCAUCCCCAAGUAAGGGUCUUCCAGCAAACGGACUCUGGGAAAUAAACCCUUGAAGGUGGGAGCCAGCGUUGAACAGCAUCAGACAGUACCCAGCACGGAGACAGUCCCUGUGCUCUGAGGGGAUUCACCUUCAACUGAUUGUGCAAAACUCCGAUACACAGCAUCACCCCAGAACAUGGAGAAACCCUGGAAGUGUGAGGACUGUGGGAAGGGAUUCCACUCCCUGUCAACCCUGGAAUUUCAUCGCCGUGGUCACAGCAGGGAGAGGCCAUUCACCUGCUCGGAAUGUGGGAAGGAUUUCCCCAAUUCCUCUGCCCUGCGGAAACACCAGCGCUCUGCAACUGGGGAGAGGCCAUUCACCUGCUCGGAAUGUGGGAAGAAAUUCCAUGAAUAUUUCACCCUGGUGAGACACCAGCGAGCUCACACUGGAGAAAACCCGUCCAGCUGCUCGGAGUGUGGCAAGGUAUUCACUCAGUUAUCCAGCCUGCGUGCACACCAGCGAGUGCACACUGGGGAGAGGCCGUUCAGCUGCUCUGUGUGUGGCAAGGGAUUCAUUCAGUUAGCGCACCUCCGCAAACAUGAGCAAAUUCACACCGGGGAGAGACCCUUCAAAUGCUCCAACUGUGAGAAACGGUUCCGAGAUUCAUCUGCCCUCCGUAUACACCGACGAGUGCACACUGGGGAGAGGCCGUUCAGCUGCUCUGUGUGUGGGAAAGGAUUCAUUCAGUCAUCACAUCUCCGCAAACAUGAGCAAACUCACAAGUGAAUACAGGAGUGGGAUCUGCUGUUGAUCAGCAGCAAGCUCUGUGCUACUGGGCAGUAGUUACAAGACCAUCCUCAUCUGCAAUCUCAUUUCCGUUUUGUAUACUGUCCUGAUGUCAAACUACAUUGGCUGUUGGCCCAGUGUCGCUGAGUCAGAAUCCCGGACAUCCCUCUCUCCCAGCAUUGUAGGUGUUCCCGAUACCACAAGGACUGCAGAUACAGAGAGCAGCUCAGCAUCACCUUCUCAACAAGGACAGGGAACGCUGACCUGGACAGUGAGACUGGAGCCCAAGCACUGAUUUUAAACACGAGGGAGUUACCAAUCUGCGACUGAGCCAUAUUCAUUCAGACCGUGGGUGAGGUCACAGGGUCACAGCAGUGCCCACUCUCUCUCACCAUUGGACUUCUAGUCAGCGUGGCGCUGUUCCAGCCUGGCACUGCAUCUUCCCCACACGGGGCAAUGAUCCCCAAAACCUCAGACAGGCCCGCCUCUCCCUGGCCUCUCAGUAAGGGUUUACUUCCUGCUACAAAGCCUGAAAUAAAUCUGAGAGACUGUUCCAUGGCGUCAGCAGCACAGGGCCCAGGGCAGUCGUAUUUAUACUCCAGGUGAGUCUCCACUCUCCUCACUUCAUCUCUCUCCAGCGGUACAUCCUUGUGUCCCUCUCUCCCUCCUGAAUGUGGCUGGGUAUGGGCUCUCUCUC